This is a messenger RNA of Oikopleura dioica, 480 nucleotides long. NCBI's taxonomy places the organism in Eukaryota, Metazoa, Chordata, Appendicularia, Copelata, Oikopleuridae. The record is from the annotation of a GenBank genome assembly.
AUGAUUAAUUUAAGUUUCUCCGUUGGCGCUCACGCUCAGACGGAGGAUCUCAUUACUGAUUACUGCGAAUGCAACAGAGUUGAAAAUCGAGCCGAAGCGAAAUAUUUCGAUUUGAGUGAAGAGUCUUCCUUGAUUUCAGAUUCCAGCAGCCUCCCACUCGACCUUUUCUCGAACUUCGAUAUGCAGAACUUGGAUCCAGGGAUGCUUGACAUUAUUGAUGCCCAACUUGAAAUUGCAGCGGGAAAUCGAAGCGUUUCGAAGCUGGUGAAAGUCAGUGUUCAAGGCUUUGCGCUGAUUUUUGGAAGUGUUGCGAAUAUAUUGGUGAUCGCGACCAUUUUGUUAUGGUUUUUGAAUGCUUCGGCUUGGGUCCUGUCCGCGAUCCCAGACUUAGCUCAAGAAAUGCCUUUUCCCUUGCCUCAAGAACAACUGGCACCAGAAGUUAUAACACUCAACGGAGCUUUACUACAACAACGAGCAUAA